AUGACGGAUCUACUGCUGCUACUGGCAAACAAGACAGAUGCACAUUGUCCUCCACUCACCAAACCAACCGUCAAAGAUGACGUGUUGGGAUGCUCGUACACAAAUUGGGCAUACGCUGUGUUUGCAACAGUUGCGUUAAUUAUUGCGGCAAUACCAUUUGUUGCCUUUAUUUGCUACGUGCAGAGGCGAGUGAAGAAUAAACAUCGAGCAAGAGCUCUUGCACACAGUACCAGUUAUGAGAGCUCUGGUGCAUAUCCAUACCAGGUUGGUUUAAUAACAUUACAACCUUGUGUAGAGCACUUCCUGCAUUGAUUUUAAAGAGCAGUCGGUAUUUAAGUUCAAGAAGAGAAUCAUCAGUGCUAGUUGCAUCAAAAGUAAAAACCUCCAGCCCUUCUAUAGCUUCUUGAUUCCAAGGGAGAGUGGGGUGCUGUCAGCUGUACAUCUUUGUGCCUGGGUGAAAAGAUUUAGCCUUUUCCUUAAAAAAAAUACCAUAGUAUUCUUAAAAGUUAAGCUUUUAGCCUUGUAGUCAGGAAAAGUCAUGCUCCAGGUUUUCUUUUUAAUUGAUGGACGCUAAAUGGCCAUUUAACAGCUUGCCGUAAAUUUGCAUAAUUAUUACAACAGGAGAGGAAAGAAGUGUGGUCAAGUGGCCAGUGCAUCAGACUCACAAUCAUGGUGUCCCAAGUUCAAGUUCCACUUCAACCUGCUGGCUGUAUUUCUUCUUGCUUAUCCCAAGUUCAAAAUCGCUGUGCAACAAGCGUAGACUGCAGACUGGCAGAUAAACGAAGUAAACAUUGUUGUAGAAUGCUCUAACAGAUUCCCUAUCCCUAAACUAAACUUUUAAAUGACUGAAACUUUAGGGAUAGGGACUCUGUUAAAGCAUUCCGCAACAAAGUUUUCCUCGUUUACUUGUCAGUCUGCAAGUCUGCAGUCUGCGUUUGUCGCACACCGGUUCAAAAUCCCUUGUCAUGCUUGUAAAUGGCCAACUGGUUGUCUCCUGCCAGUUGUGAUUCUUAACCUUGUUAUUUUGACCAAAAGUUGAUUUAGUCAUGGAUUAAUCAACAGUUUAUUUUACCCCACUUUGUCUCUCUUUACCCAGGUUUACAAAUGGGUACUGGGGACAUACUGCUGGGGCGUAACCCUGUGAUGGAUUAGCAUCCUGUCCAGGUAGGAGUAGCAAUACUCCUAGGUAUGCUUCAUGCUAAGGAAGUGGGAUAUAAACUCUGGCCGUUUGGGCGGUUGGCUUGUAUGCAUCUUUACUUUACCUUACCUUACCUUUUUUUUUUUAGCCUCUUCAUGGUGGUGGGCAACGUAGACUUGCCAAUUAUGGAGCUAUAGACAGUGGUACAGAGGAGCAACAAGCUUUAAGAUGUGAGUGACAUGUAGUGAAGUGAAUGCUGAGAUUAUCAUAUUAACAACAUUUUUUUAGUUAAAGGAGUUAAACUGCUAUUCACAAACAGUGUACUGUCAGAUGCUGGUUACUAAAAACAGCCACAAGAUUUAGUAAUAGAUAAUUACAUGGCUUUCAAUGAACAUUAAUAUCAUACUAGGUGAUACCAGAUGGUGAUACCAGAGCAUAAAUCAGUGCUCAAUUUUGAAGAGUUCAAAACUGAAAUAAUGUAAUGAUAACAUUUGAUUAAGCCCCAUAAUGUUUCAUUCAUACUUUCUCAGUAAAUACUUGAAAGAAAAAUUAAUGCAAAGCAUAAUAAUAAUUAAGAGAACUAUGCAAUUUGUAGGGACAAUAAGAUUUGUAUGUGUGCCUUAUGUAAAGAAUACAUGAUCUAUACACAGACAAAAUGCCCUUUUUGUUUUAAAAGCCAAUUUCUUUGCCUUAGUUGUAUGUUAGUUUUUUUUUUGUUUUCAGCACCAAGCCAUGCUUCCACAGCAAGUCUGAGUGACAGACAAAGCCAUCUAAAGGACACUACAAGUGUGGCAUCAAGUCGGGCAAGCAUCAUUCCUACCUACGAUGAUGUUUCUUUGAAUCAGCGUAAUGCAGCAGCAAAUAAAGCUGAGAGGAAUGGAGUUAAUCAGUCUACUGGGCCACCACGGAGGUCAUCAAGGUCAUCACACUUGUCACUUGAUAGUCAGGAAAAAUCUGUGGAUCAGGGAGGACAGUUUUAUGACUCUGUUGAUGUUGUGACAAAUAUCCCAAAACUCCAGAAACAGGCUGGACCUAAAGAUGUGCCACCAGCUAAACCACCCAGGCUGCAAGUGUUGUACGAUGCAAACUCUGGCACACCCGAAACUCAUGUGUACGAUGACGUGGAACAGUCUGAACUGGAAGGUAACAAACAACGUAACACUCAGCCACCAUUAAAUGGUACAUCAGCAGUAGAUGGGCUCAGUGCCGAACGUGAGGAUACUGAACAAGCUGCCACUGAUGAUAUUCGAGGAAAUGAUAAUAACAUGCACACUGAAUCACCAGAGUAUGCCACUUUGGAACCUUUACCAGACGCAUCACCUAAUGAUAGUUACCCUACUAAUAAUUACGCAUCGAAAAAUGAUCAAGAAAACCUAUCAAUAAGAGAACAGAAACAAUGGUUACUGUCAGAUGAUAAACAGCCAACCACUGAAACAGAGGGAAGCCCUGUUUCGCAAAACAAAUAUCUUACAGUGCUUCCUCCUACUCCACCCAAACAGAAUGAAAGUUUGGAUGAAAAUGCAGGCUUGCUUCAGUCCAAUGAAGACUUUGAUCAGAUGAGUGUGAGUCCACCAGAUAAAUCAGUUGCCAAGUCAAGAUCUGUAAGUUUGUCUUUUUUUUACAUUUAUAUUUAGCUGUGUUGGGUCGGUAAAAUCAUUAAGAUGUCACACCAACCGUAAAAAUAAAAACAAAGACAUAAAUGAAUAAAAUACAGAUAUAUCAAGAUAUAAAAUAAUGAUAUAAAAGUUACUAUCAUUUAAGAAAAGCUGAUAACCUAUAUUUAAAAGUUUCUAAGGAGGUUGAUGAAACAAUGGCCUCAGGGAGGCAAUUCCAGUCCACUAUAGUUUUUGGUAAAAACGAAAAUUUAAAAUAUCUUUAUUUGCAUAUGGCACGCAAAAUUUAAAUUGAUGGCUUCCCCUUGUGUGACUCUCAGAGUGUUGAAUUAAAUAUUUUUCGGCUAUCUAUAUCAAUAAGACCAUGAGUUACUUUAUACGUAAGUGUUAACCUGGACUGCCUUCUUCUCAUUUCCAGCGUGGCCCACCCUAAGUCUUUAAUCAUGUCCGUAACCCUACCAUAUCUAUUAUAAUUCUGUGAGCAGAACCGUGCUGCUUUACAUUGAACCCAUUCCAGGGCACUGAUAUCUUUCUUUAAAAAUGGGUCCCGGCAAGCCGCACUUGCAUAUUCUAGCUUCAGUCGUAUUUGGGUUCUGUAUGCACCUUCUUUUACAUUCUUUGGACAAUUCCAUUGGUUGCAUUGGUUGUGUUUAAAUAGUAAAUCCCUCUCACCCUGUCUUAUUCUUCCCUUGACUUAACAGUUAUACUCUGCGGGGUUGUCAAAAUGUGCCCGCAACCGUCACCUUCACCAGCUACUUUAAGGUUUUUGCCGCCUGUAACCUGGGAAACACAUAUCCCUUCUGAUCUGCAUUCCCCUACCUGGCAAACACAUAUCCCUAGUGAUAUGUGUUCCCCCACCUAGGAAACACAUAUCCCUAGUGAUAUGUGUUCCCCCACCUGGGAAACACAUAUCCCUAGUGAUAUGUGUUCCCCCACCUGGGAAACACGUAUCCCUAGUAAUAUGUGUUCCCCUACCUAGGAAACACAUAUCCCUAGUGAUACGUGUUCCCCCACCUGGAAAACACCUAUCCCUAGGGAUAUGUGUUUCCUAGGUGGGGGAACACAUGAAACCACCUGAAAGCUUAAAAUUUAUACUUAGUUAUUAAUGUCAUACAACUGUUUGAGCUACCUGUAGGAAACAACAAAAACCCCAACUUUCAAAGAAGGGGAGUAGGAGGGGUGUUAAUUGCUUUCUUCGCUGAAGUUUCCCUAUUUGAGGGCAGUGUCAGAACAAUUUUGUCACUGAUUGAAGUCACAACAGUUGAGCAUAAUAAUAAUAAUAUUAUUAUUAUUAUAAUACUGCUAGAGGACUAGCCCAAAGGGACUAUACAGGUACAUGUUUUCUAACUUUGAGUAUGCAGAGCGAAACCGUAUGUAUAGUAGAUUUGAUUCUUAUUUUGAUUGCAGUAUUUUGAAGAAUUGUUACUUGGAAAAGUGAGGAACAUGCCUGCAAAUAAAAGGAAUGGGACAUUUCUUCUUCGAGAUUCUGUUUCAUCUGCUGGUUCAAAGGUGAGGUGCAUUUUACAGCAGUAAUUUACUGAAAUAUAUCAAAGCAAACAAACAAAUGACAAAGGAGAACAAUCUGUUGAGUGGAGGCAACUUCUCUGUGGAUCUAUCUUUAUGUUAUUACUCGUAGUUCCUUUAAAGUAGAAAGCAGUGCAUUAGUUAUUGUUUGUGUGUUUUUUGCAGGUUCUUACUUUGUACUGCUGGAAACCAGACUCAAACAAAGAGCUCUAUAACUUCAAGGUUAAUAAAUGGCAAUAUAUUCAUCUAGUUGGUCUAGUUUAGUUUUCUUUUAACUCUGAAUCAAAUACCAAUUCAAGGAACAUCCUCAAUAUAAUGAAUUGAUUCCUAGAGAGAGUGUGUGUUAAACUAUGUUUACCGCUAUUGAUACGGUGUAUACUGUGUUGUAUUCAGGGUUGAAGACUCCAUAGAAUGGUAAACAAAAAUUUAAGGGAAGAAAGGAGAGUUACAUUCGUGCAUUCAACUCUCAGUGACAAAAGGGUGGGACCAGCAAUAGGGGUCCAAAGGGGUGUCUCAACUUCAUUAGCAUACAUUAAUUUUACCAUACCUUAUAGAAAGUCAAAUUAAAUGACAAAAGAUGGGAGCGACCAGCUCAGAUGUCCUUUUUAUAGACUUAGGUGUCCGUGAAGAAAGAGUUACCGGUAUAGAGCGUGUUCACUCGUGUGGCUCAGUAGCAGCUAUGCAAAUAUAUGGUAACAAAAGAAAGCUUCUACAUAAGAAGAGUCAAACUUCCAUGGCACUGGUUUGGGACACCAACAUCGUGGACAUAAUGUCAUGUGAAAAGGCUCUAUAUAAGCUUUGUGGCUGUGUACUGCUGCUGUGAAGGGAAGGAUUUCCAAAGAGUUUGAUCAUGGAUAGAGUGUAGAAGUCCGGCACAUUAGACUGAUCGGAAGAGUGUAUCAUUUGCUUGGAAUCUGACCGUUGUUUCAGGGAGUUUGUUCUCUUGGUCCGGGUGAAUUCAGGAUCGUUUGAUAAUAAGUCGACAGGAAAUUUUCAAAUUUUAUCCUCAGGAUGGAAAUGAAUGCAGUUUCCAGUACAAUGGAAGUGUAAAUUGCUGAAAGUCUAGCAGAUUUUUGCGUCAUUUUGUAAGUUUUGGAUGCAAUAUGCAACAUGUGAGAGAAUGUAAAGAUUGUUUGAAGGGGUUCAGAGGUGGUAACACUUUACAAUGUAUUAUAAAUGACUUUUAGCCCAUUUUGAUCGAUUUAAUGUUUUUGUUUUCAGGUUUCUUUAACAGAAGAUGGAGAAAUUUACCUUCAUAAGAGUUCAAGAAAGUUUUCAGAAUUAAGCGAACUUUUGGAAUUUCUGAGGUGAGAACCAGUAAUCCUUGUACAAAUUAAUACAGUCAACUCUCUCACAGACGGACAUCUGUAGCACCGGCACUUAAUGAUUCCGUCUUAGAAAGGUGUUUAUCUUGUGGAGUGUUUAAUGAAAGGAGUAAAGUAAGGCAGGCAAACUCUAGGUGUCCAUUUCAGUCUCCGUUUUAAAGGUGUCAGUUAAGAAGGCGUUGGCUUUAAUUUUUUCGGUGUGAUUCGCUGGAAGUGAGAGUUGAGUAACGAUUUUGCGAAACGUUCCGUAUUGCACCCUAACUUGUUAAAACACUCCUUGAAAACAAAACGAUUUAGUUUCGGACGAGUUUCCUUCCGAGUGACUUGAUCUUUUUACAGGGCUUUAUUUAAGUUAUAAAUACUCUUUGGUACUCUUUAAAUUUAAACUCAGAAAAGACAACGUAUACAUCACUUUUUGAGACUUUAAGGUUAAAAUGCACUCCUAGUUUAGAAUCUGAUCAACACGUUUUUCGUUUUUUUAUUUUUUAUUUUAGGAAAGACAAAGAUAUGCUUCCUUGUGUCUUAACAACUCAGGUCUUCCAAUAAUCAGCGAGGUGUUAUUUAGUUAUAGCUUAGUUUGUACGCAACAACUUCUCGCCACUUUUGCAUAGAGCAAGAAAGUAGCCUCUGCUCGCAUGUUUCUUAGAUUAUGAAAGAACGAAAUAUAUCACUAGGUCAACGAAGAACGAUAUGAUUAAAGUCUUGGACAAGUCUUUAAGCGCUUAACUAGCGAGAAUUUAGCGGCACUCAAAGUUAAAUUGGUUAACUUUGUUAAGUUAGUUAAAUUCUCAUUAGUGAUUUAUUCAAGCGAAUUUCUUCAGUGGGUUUCUUUUUUUGUAAAAUAUCCAAACUUUUGCACGAGAAAAGCAAAAUAAAAUUUUCACUUGGUAUACUUUGAUUACAAUUUUGUAAGUAAUAUAUCAAGCAUAAGACGCAGUGUUUCAUCACCAGAUGAGAGUUGAAAAUGUGAGGCGCAGCAAAGUAUUUUUGACGAACUUCGAGGUGUUUCAUCUGGUGAUGAAACACUGUGUCGAAUGCUCGAUAUAGCGUCUCAAACAAAAUGAUUUUAGAAGGAGAAAUUAAGGAAGCAAACUGAGCAGUUUAUCAUCCGAUUCCCAAACUCUCAUUAAAGAUUAAUUUUCUUCGUAUUUUCUUUUUGAAUUAUUAAUGAGUUUGAGAAAUAUAGAAUGAAAAAACUAGCACAAGGCAGUAAAUAUGUAAGUUAUUAGUUACUUUAGUCAAACUUGUAGUUAUAUAUAUAACCUGUUUCAUAAGUUGAUAAGAACGGCGCGAGAAUCAGAACGGGGCGAAAACUAAGUGGUGUGGGAAGAAAAAAGCGGGGGCAGAGCGGACCUUCAUUUCAUUCGUUCUGUUUUUUUUCCUUUCUUCCUUUGUUUCAUUUCUUUUCUUUUUGUUUGUUGCUGCGUUUUGUACUUCGCGCCGGCCUCACAGUCCUAUUUCCACAGCCAAGAGAGAUUGAGCUCUUGCCACAGGCCACAGUAGUAAUGCGAUAGAACAGAGGCAAUGGAAACAUAGUUAAUUAUUCAUCAAUUUUAAUGACGCUUAUUAUCAAUAGUUUACACUCCACACUAAAACUUGUAGGCGCCAAAAUGGCUGAAAAACUAUAGCAUUUGGAAAGCCCGCAAGUUUAUAGGGCUGUUUAAACGUAGCAAUUAUGAACAGAAUGACUGGUUCAUAUGGACGCUGUGUAACAAACAACAUUUAUUGAACAAAGGUAUGAUGCAUUAAAAUUCAGGUGUGAAACUUAAGCAGUGUUCUUGACCAGAUACAGAAUCUCUAAAGAGGCAGCCUGCAGACCAGCGAUAAAAUGCAGACUUCCGGAAAAAAGGUAACUAACCAAAUACUCUACAGUCCGCAUUUUGCCUUUAGUCUGCAGUCUGCAUUUUACGUAAGUAGCCACAAAGGCGGGAAAAAACGUGGGUGAAUUCUAUUUAGGUCCCAGGGCCCUCUGGUUCCCCGAACGGAGAAGAAAACAGUUUGAAAAAACUGUGGUAUUUAUCAUCAGGCAUGUUUUCUUAUUUACGAACUUUUACGGAAAGUGUCUGGUAUCCCACCAAAUUUUAAAGUAACAUUAGUAAUUUUUUUUUCUUAAGUGCUUGAGUAUAAGAAUACUGUAAUUUUAUUCCAUAUAUUUCUGUCUAGACAACAAGAGCUGAUAGUGUACCGGAUGGGCAAUUUUUAGAAAUGAUUCAGUUAGGCACGUUUGCGAGCCUUAUCAGCAAUUUGGGUGAAAAGGGAAGAUAACCCUAAAAAGGGGAAGAAUCUUUGAAUCAAAAAAGUAACGCAAAUCCUGUCGAAGAAAAACACAACCACUCAUAGUGACAAUCAACGUCAAAUAACUGUGGCCAGAUUUUCUUCCUUGUCACAUAAAAAAAUCAUUUUUAGCUUAGCAAGGUAAUAAAGCCCAA
Porites lobata is the source of this 8029-nucleotide messenger RNA. NCBI's taxonomy places the organism in Eukaryota, Metazoa, Cnidaria, Anthozoa, Scleractinia, Poritidae. The record is from the annotation of a GenBank genome assembly.